AUGUCGAUCGACGGGCAACAGUCAUCACAGCAGGGAAAGCUCCAGCGGCGGUUGACACACGACAGUCCUGCUUCACUGGACAAUGGAGGAGGCAUUGAUUUACCACCAGUAGCUGUGUGCUCACAUCUCGUGACCAUAUAUUUCGAUUAUGUUCACGAUCAAUUGCACACGCUCUUCCAGAAGCCCGCCUUCAUGGCCGAUAUGAGCAUGAACCAAAUAUCACCUGCGAUCAUGUUCGGAGUAGUAGCACUAUCUGCCAGAUUUUCCUCACACGAAUACUUCACCGGCCAAAGUCCUCGCACAAGAGCCGUAGCCUACGCACGACAAGCUGCUGCGCUCUUCGACCCAAGUGUCGUGUCCCUGACGUCCAUACAGACGGCAGUACUGCUGGGUGCGUGUCGAAUCGUUGAAGGUGAUGCUUACGGCGAGUCGAUCUACUACGGAAUAGGAUGUCGUAUGGCUCAGCUACUCGAUCUGCCACAUCGAAAUUGUUCAACCCGUCUCGAGCGCGAGAUCAAUAUCAGAGUAUGGUAUACUCUAUGCAUGAUAGACGAGUGGUCAUCCACCGGCGUCGGCGUACCAAAGCAGAUAACUUCGCCUCCAACAGACGUUGCGCUGCCAUGCGAAGAGAUGGCUUUCCUACAAUUGCGAUCCCACGACUUCUCCGCCUCUGCAAGUCCUUGGGAUGAAGGUAUGUCGACAAUAUCGUCCACAUCAUCGCUCUCGUCAUCGUCUUCGCUGUUGGCGCAGAUGAUCCUUCUCAACCACAUCCUAUCAGAUGUUAACAAACUCAACAAGCGCUCAGUCGAUGAUCGCAUGCUUUUCCCAGACGAUAAUGCCGUCCACGCUUUAUCAGAACGACUCGAUGCGUGGGAAGCCGAAUUACCACCCUUCAUGCGAGAUGACAGGUCCAAUCUAGCUCACUACGCCGGACAAGGACUUGGCAGGAUCUUCGUCGCGGUCUAUCUGGGCUACUAUCACUUCGGCCAGCUGCUAUUCUAUCAGUACCUGCAUGGCGCGAGCGAUGAAAUGGAGGGCUUUACAAGCGACUUUCCUCGCCGCUGCAAGUACCAUGCUGCGAAGCUGUGUAACAUGGUCUACGCAGCCCUUGAUACGCCCGGCUGCGACGUUUUAUACAACAUGGUCGGCCACGUUCUAGUAGUAGCCUCCACCGUCCAAAUCCACACCGUCCUCUUCAGCACCGACGACGAUGAGAUCGCAGCCGCCCGCCAGCGCCUUGAGCGAAAUUACACCAUCCUCCUUCGCCUUCGCGACCUUUGGCCUUCUCUGGACUUCUGCAUGAUGCGGCUACAAGCCUUUCACAAAGCCUGCCGGUCUUCGAUGGACACAUCUUUCCGCCUCGACAAGUGGAUGCUGACCUUCUUGUCGGAGUUUGCGAAGCCGGUGGAUGAUAAGCCCACGGAGGCGGACUGGGCUAUUGGCGAUAUUGCUAUCACGCCCAGGUCAGACUUUGGCUUCAACCCGACGUAUUUCGAAGAGCUUAUGGGGCCUUGA
Recurvomyces mirabilis is the source of this 1515-nucleotide messenger RNA. RefSeq lists its product as uncharacterized. The coding region runs from base 1 to 1515 and encodes 504 amino acids. Gene Ontology annotation, molecular function: DNA binding; zinc ion binding. The transcript is spliced from 4 exons. Gene Ontology annotation, cellular component: nucleus. The record is from RefSeq and is a predicted model, not a curated record. Lineage: Eukaryota; Fungi; Ascomycota; Dothideomycetes; Mycosphaerellales; Teratosphaeriaceae. Gene Ontology annotation, biological process: DNA-templated transcription.